Molecule: messenger RNA, 1089 nt
Organism: Fusarium keratoplasticum
Lineage: Eukaryota; Fungi; Ascomycota; Sordariomycetes; Hypocreales; Nectriaceae
Exons: 2
Coding region: 1-1089 (362 amino acids)
Source: RefSeq, a predicted model, not a curated record
AUGGAAGACCUAAAGCCUUUGCCGGACGUGGAUGGUCCCAAACUGGAACCGUUUGGACACGACAUGCUCGCCGAUCAUGUCGAGUUUCUCGAACUGGUUCAGCAGAAAACCGGCCAUGGCUGGGUCAUCAAAAUAAAGAUUGGCGAAAAGCUCUAUGCUCUCAAGAUUUUCUUCUGCCAAGAUACCCAGUUUGGCUGUGAUGAUGUGUACGACGCUGGGCCGACUUCUACCAUGAGCCGGGAGGAUUUCGAAAAACACUUUACCCCGUUUGAGAGCGAAUGCCGGGCCUAUGGCAGACUCAAGGAGCUGAACCGCGAACAUCUCGCCGUCAAGGCCCACGGCUACGUCAUCAUGCCAGUCACUGAGGCCUUGACCCAAAAGCUGCGGCUCCUCGAGUCCAAGCGCGAAUACUCGAGAAGGAUUUCCAAGAUUGAGGGACAAGCCACUCCCUUUAUGGGAAUCGUAAAGGACUGGGUGGACAGGGUUGUAUUUGACCCCAGCUUGGAGUGGGAUUUUGAGCAAGCCGUCGACGAUGAGAUCCGCCAGGUACGCCAUUUCCCACGCAUGCUCAGAGAUCUCCAUAAGCUUCACGAGAGCGGAAUAGUGGUGAGAGAUAUAGGCAUCUGGCAGUAUAUUGAUGGUGUGCUUGUUGACUUGAGCAUCGCUUGGACCAUCCCUCACCCCUAUGGCCCAGGCCAAGGCUGGAAACCCAGAUGGGAAUUCCAGAGCUGGGCGGCCGGGGAUCUGCACUCAUUCCAGGUCAACGUAAUCGAGGAAUGGCGCAGCAGGAUGGAGUUUGAGACUGACAUGGAUCUGCCCAAGUUCAAGGGGAUCCCCAGGACCUGCUCGCUCCGGGCGUACGAGAGCCUGGAGCGGGCAAGGGAUCUACGACCUCGACCCAAUCGGCAGCGGCCGUUUCUGCCUAUCCCGAACAUAGACAGCUACGAGCUCGACAUGGUCCAGCUUCCUCGACAUGACCCGGGAGAGUUUGACCCGGCAAAGGUCAGCAAGUCCAGGAAGAAGCGCAAGGGAGGAGACGCGCCUGGUGGGAGUGGGAGUGCCAAGAGGAGAAAGGGGGCUAGGGGUUAA